Ostrea edulis (European flat oyster) is the source of this 5641-nucleotide messenger RNA. RefSeq lists its product as uncharacterized. NCBI's taxonomy places the organism in Eukaryota, Metazoa, Mollusca, Bivalvia, Ostreida, Ostreidae. The transcript has 6 exons. Bases 3648 to 5342 code for a protein of 564 amino acids. The record is from RefSeq and is a predicted model, not a curated record.
UUAGAAAAAAAAAAAACAACAUGAAACUGGAGAGGUUCAAGUUUGAGGCGGAAAUUGCAAUGAUGGAAUGGUGAGGUUUUUGUGACGUCACUCGUGUCGCGCAUGUCUGUACAUAAAUUGGCUUGCAAGGUAUUUACUGUAACAUGGGCAUCUCAUUUAAAUUUAGAAUGUGAAGGAUCAUUGUAGGUACCUUAACAUGCAUGUAUGUGAUAUAAGUAAACUUAACAAUCAACUACAUAUAUAAUCUACUAUACAAUGUAGGUAGUUAGUGUUGCAGUUGUACUUAAUACUUGCCUGAAUCUCCAAAGGAGGACACACACCAAGAACAACAGCAAAAACCCGACAAAUAGCCCAGCAAAGAACAGAGAGACCAUGCGAUCACCUACAAACAGCAAAAUUAAUCUUUUGACACUGCUGUCGUUUGAUAUAUUUUCAAACUUAUUAAGUCAACUUUGAUCGGUGUUUCAGAUAAAAUACAUUUGUAUACUGAGAGCAAUGCCUCCGCACGAGAACUAAAACUCCACGACUUAAAAACCAGUUUGAUGAAACAAUACACGAUAUUGUGAAGUUUGAGAAAACAAGACAAACGAAUCGCGAAAGUUUUUUCAAUAUUUCAAAAUACGUCAACUAUAUUCUGCAUGGCGAAAAAAAAAAAGGAUUAUAGUCGCCGUUCUCUGUAGUUUUUCAACGUGAGUCUAUCAACACUUUCAUUUAAAGCAGGAUGGAUUCGGGCAAACACCUGCUUUAAUGUGCCAUUAUAAAACCAGUAUAUUCUAUUCACGUAUGCUUUCCCAGAAUUCGUUAACUGUAGAUCACUGCCUCUGUACCCGCUGUGUGUACUUAAAUACCAAAACUGUUAAAUCUUAUAUGGUAGCUGCAAAUCAGUAGCUUUCUGGGGAAGCAUUUGGACAGACCAGAUAUCUCAAUAUUUCCCCCAGAGAGCUACAGGUCUGCCGCUAUUUAUAUGGAGGUCGUCAAAUGCCAUUAUAACAUCAGGUCUUUGCCUACACUGUACAAUAGAAUAGAUAUUAGAUUUAUUUGCCAAUCGUGGUCCCACUGGGGGCAUAGCAUAGAUACAAAAAAUGAGCGUGAUUUGUAAACACACAUGAGGACGAGAAAAGUCACAUCAAUAAAAUCAAUAUUCAAAACAUUUUUUUUUAAAAACCAACAAACUACCACAUAGUCUAUAUUGUAAGUGAGGCAAAGUACAUCGAAGGAAAACGGUGAAAUUCAGACUUACCGCAGGACGUGUCCAUUCUAAUUACUAACUGUGUAUGUUUCCUUGUGUUAAGGAAAAGAAGGGAAGGGCAAAUUCCCUCACGUGGGCGGAAUUCAAACUUUAAAACAAAAAGCAUUCAAGGAAGCUGGUGUACACGCCUGUAAUGUUCAUGUUUCGUAAUCAAAGUGCGAUAUAUUUGUCAGUAUAUUUUUCCGUAAUGAAGACGAUAUGUCCUCAAUCAAGAAAGGUAUAAAAGAUUAUAAUACCCAUGAUUUUCAAUGUACACUAUCAAACUUCCGUGAAGAAGCAUGUGGGACACAAAAUCCACACGAUGGUCAAUAUUGGCAGCCACACCUCUCUUUCUUUCUAUUGUUUGCAUUAAAGAAUUUAAUCGUAGAUCGCAGUGGACUAUUUCGCUAUAGUAGAGUAGGAAUGUUUUAAUUACACUUUCUUGUUAAUGAUAUCUCUAAUUGUAUACUUAAGUGUCCUCUAAGUCUACUUACAUAGUAUUUAAAGAUAUCUUUAAUGAAUUGGAUAUGUUCUCCCUAAGGCUGUUAUAGAACACAAACAGAGAGAGAGAGAGAGAGAGGGGGGGGGGGGUAAAACGUGUAAAGUGAGGACAAAUGUCAACCACUGGACAAAAGUUGUGACGACAGAAUUGCACUAUAUGGACCAAAACAAAAACAAACAGUCCUCACAAUUACGCCCCUCAUAAAUAUGACCUACAGAAUGUGAAAGAUGUACAGUAGAUACAAAAUAUUAGCUUCGUGAGGAGAAGUGGUGUGAGGACAUGUCCUUACCAAUAUUCUCUCUCAUUUGUCAAACUCAAACUUUUUUCAUAAUUCGAAAGAGAGUAUUAGAUCAACUUUUAUAAGUAACCCUAUAGCUAUACCUAACAUAGUACUUUUUUGCCUUUAGAAUAAUAUAUGUGUGAAUUGUCUUCUACACAUUGUGAGGACGUCCUCAUUUAGUAGGUUUGGUCGGCUAGAGAGAGAGAGAGAGAGAGAGAGAGAGAGAGAGAGAGAGAGAGAGAGAGAGAGAGAGAGAGAGAGAGAGAUUUUCACCAUUUAGCAUUGUGGGCACCAUGCACGAUAACAAAAUUCUGCCCUUGCAGUAUACAGUUACGUCCCCUUUGACGUGACCCACAGAAUGGGAAAAGGUUAUACAUAAGUAAUGUGGAGACGUGCUCCUACUGAUGUUCUCUCUCAAAAUAUAUUUUCCAAAAUUCGAAAAAGAGGAUUCGAUAGACUUUAAUAGGUGUUCCCAUGAAUACUUUUAUAAUAUCACGUAUGAUGCAUUUUUACAUUCUUUGUUAGAUAGUUCGAGGACGGUUUCACUGGUUAGUGAAGGAGAGAUAUAUAGAGACCAAUGAUUCUGAUCGCCGGUUAGUGAGCGAGAGAUAUAUAGAGACCAAUGAUUCUGCUCUCCCCAGUUGAUUUAUUGCGAAAUAAUGAUUUCCUGGCAUUACAAAGUUCUCCCUUUUCUUCUUUUUUCAAUGAAGACUUGUACCACGUGAUUAUGAUAUCAUAUUCAUCGUUGGCGGUUAUUCCUUAAUAUGUCCACAAUGUUAUCGGGACCUCUUCAUUUGAUAAAGACAACAAGAUAAAUUAAUGCAUUAUAUUGUAUAUCUAACAGUGGCGGCUUUAAUAGGAAAUUUCUGAACGGAGAGAGAGAGAGAGAGAGAGAGAGAGAGAGGUGGGAAAUAGCUGGGUGUCUUGGAACUGUGUUGAGACUCCCAGUGGGUCCAGAGUGAAACUCUGGUAAGAGCCCAAGGGGCAAAACCCCCUGAAAAUACUGAUGACGAGCAAAUUUAAGUAUUUUUGAACCUAUUUCUAUAUUUUUUAAAAAAGGGACCAUGUUUGUGAGGGGCGGCCCGGCGCUGGAUCUACAUUGUCCAAAAAAGGACCCGUUAGCUUCCGUGUGUUACGAUCAUCAACAGCUUUAAUCAAACACUUUAAACGAUUCAACAUUUUGGGGUACUUUUCAACUUUUUUUCAUUCAGAGAAGAAUCAUAAGAUAUAUUAAUACUGCUGCUACACAGAGCAUGGUUGUGGUAUACAAUAAAAAAAGAAAUCUGCUGCUUUAAUUACAUACUGUAUUAUACGGAACUUCCGCUUUGGACAAAUACGCGACUUCCGCUUUAUUCAUGGAAUUUCUUUAGACUUGUGGAGUGUAAAUCACUGAAUUUGCCCUCGUCCUAAACGCUUUCAACAAUGUUUGCAAAACACCGUCUAAAUAAAUUUUGCAAUGAUUUCAUCUGAGUGUUGUAAUGUUGGCAUUUUUUUAUUUAAACUUCAAAGUAUACAUCGAUCUUACUGUGUAAGUAAAUUUUCCCAAUAGUAUUGUUAACUAUACUUGAUAUUGCUUACAUAUAAUUGUCCUCUUCUUGAGAAGUCACUUUUCAGAUUGCGAGACAACACCAGUGAACAUGAUACAUUGCGGUGCCAUAUUGCUGUGGAUCUUACGGGCAACAGCAGCGACAAAAUGGCGAAACUGUGAAGAAUGGCGAUUGCACGGAUAUACGAAGAGCGCUUCUUUCAACGUGGACCCGAGCAGAGACGGGAACGUGUUAUCCGUGUACUGUGACAUGACGUCCAUUCCCGCGCAGACGGUAUUCAAUCAUGACGUCAUUGCGAGGACUCACUUGGGACACUCCAUCAACGGCUGGUACGGUAUAGUGAUUCCGACGUAUGGCGUCACAAUGAAUGACGUAGAACGGGUAAUGACCUUGACAUCAAGCUGUCAACAGUACAUAAAAUAUGAAUGCAAUACUUCCAAACUGAUUCUACAACCAACGUAUUCAAAAUGGGAAUCACGUGACUCCGUAAUGCAAUACUACUGGGGAGAUGCUGAUAUGCAAUCUAGCUAUUGUGCGUGUGGCCUGUCAAGUACGUGUGCAAAUCCCUCUAAAAACUGCAACUGUAUGGCAGAAGACGCGACCCUACGAGAAGAUAGCGGGUACCUGACGGACUCCAGCGCCCUCCCAGUGACGAGGGUGGUCAUUAGAAUGUCCAAGAAAGCAUCGGAGGGAUAUUUAACAAUAGGACCGCUGAUUUGUGCAGACGUUGAUCCCAGAAGUUUCAUAGAAAAACCUGGCGGAAUUACAACUGCCAUCAUCUGUUCAAUUCUCUUCCUCCUAUUUGUUUUCAUGAUCACGUAUGCCUGUUACAAACGCCGUCCCUGUAGAAAAUGCGGGAAGUGUUACAGACAGCGCUCCAAGACCAUACUUGAAAAACUUCCUCCACAAGAAAGUCCAGCGGUAUCAACAAACAUUACCGAGACGGAGCAGACGUCCUCAUCAAUGGCGGAGAUACCGCGAGGCCCGCUUCAUGCAAUAAUGCCGCCGAGCUGGAACGUACACAAUUUCCCAAUUCAGGAUUAUAAACCUGGGGAAUUGGCCACACUUCUUGGAGCUCAGAACGAGGCUGAGUUAGAACGCCUACGAAUGCAGCUGAACACAAGACCUCAUCACCCGUCACCAAUGUACGACAACCACGGAAGCGACAAGAAAGAAAUCGUGGAACCCCUGAAAGUGACGUCAGAAGAUACGUCACAGACCAAUAUAAGUUCUGACCACAACGUAAACUUUGACGGUGUGUUGUUGGUCAGAUCACUUAUAAAGCGAGAACAAGCGGAGAGACUGAGAAAUGCCAAUCAUCCGCAACCACAGCUGCAGCCCGACGCAGUGGUCCAUGACAGCAACACAACCAGCACCAGGAAGAACCAGCUGCAACCCGACGCAGUGGUCCAUGACAGCAGCACAACCAGCACCAGGAAGAAACAGAGCGCAGUAAGCAUUAGCAACCUUGAAGAAUCCAGCAUCAAAGAAAAUACAAUCAAACCAGACAAACAAACGGAGAGUACCGAGGACAGACACGAUGUUGAUCUCUCUCAUUUCUCACAAUCACACCACUUAAACCAUACAAAUAUUCAGAUGGUCAAAGAUAUUAUUGAACAAGAAAAAAUUGAAAGGGGGAGUUUUUUAAGCACAUAUGAUCAGAACCAAUCAAAAAUGGAUAUCAGUUCUACAGUUGACCCAAGGUCAAAAGCAGUUGACCAAUCAAACAUUACUCAGCGGUCACUUGAUGCUCAAGAAACUGAAUAUAAUGCCGACUGGGACUAAUAGUCGUGAAAAGUCCAAAUAAUCCGAAACUAUGCAUGCACAUAUAAACCACGACAUGGUUUUCCUCAGAGGUACAUAUUCAUAUCUAGUGACCAGUCAUUCAAAAACUUACUUUGUUAAACACCACUCUGAUUCCAUGCACAAGUACUCUGAAGUUGAAAUAAAAAAUAUGCUAAAGUUCCUCAUUGACAAUAUCUUCGUGGUCUUUGGUGAUCAGGUCUUCCAACAGUCUGAUGGAAUUCCCAUGGGGAAGAAUUGUGCUCCUUUGUUAGCUGACCUGUUUCUAUAUUCAUAUGAAG